AUGAUGGGGGUUUUUAAUAAAUAUGUAUGGGUUUGGUCAUUGUUGAUUUGUCUUUCAAAAAUCACGGCAUACCAUAAAAUAUAUCCCCAUCAUCCACUUCAUCUGCAGCGUACUAUCGACGAAGGCGAUGUUGAUCCACAUAUAUACAGAACUGGCUACCAUUUUCAGCCAAAAAAAAAUUGGAUCAAUGAUCCAAAUGCGCCAAUGUAUUACAAAGGAUUCUACCAUCUUUUCUACCAAUACAAUCCUAAAGGUGCUGUAUGGGGUAACAUUGUGUGGGCACAUUCGGUUUCAAAAGAUAUGGUCAAUUGGGUUCAUCUAGAACCCGCAAUAGAACCAUCCGAGCCGUUCGACAAAUAUGGGUGUUGGUCGGGUUCUGCUACGGUCUAUCCCGGCGACAAACCCGUGCUUUACUAUACAGGAAUAAUAAAAGAAAAACCCGCACCUGGUUAUCAAGUCCAAGCCUAUGCCAUCCCCGCCAAUCACUCGGACCCCUACUUGCGAAAAUGGAUCAAACCCGCUGACAACCCGAUCAUCAAACCAACAAGCGAAAACGUUUCGGCUUUCCGUGACCCCACAACCGCUUGGUACAAUAACGGUCAUUGGAAAUUUGUCGUCGGUAGCCGACACAACCAUCGUGGGAUAGCGUAUUUGUACCGAAGCCGGGAUUUGAUCACGUGGGUAAAAGCGAAACACCCGUUUCACUCCAAAAAAGAUACGGGUAUGUGGGAAUGCCCUGAUUUUUACCCGGUAUCGUCUAGAGGAACACACGGAUUAGACACGUCAGCAUUGGGGAAUCACGUUAAAUACGUAUUCAAGAAUAGUCUUGAAGUAACUAGGUAUGAAUAUUACACGCUCGGAAGGUACGAUCUUGUGAAAGACCGAUAUAUCCCGGACAACUCAUCGGUUGAUGGUUGGGGUGGCUUACGAUACGAUUAUGGCAACUUUUAUGCUUCUAAGUCAUUCUAUGAUCCGAUUCAGAAAAGGAGGAUCGUGUGGGGUUGGGCUAACGAGUCAAGCACUAGCGAAGAAGAUAUCGCAAAAGGAUGGGCCGGAAUUCAGUUGAUUCCACGUAAGGUUUGGUUGGAUCAUAGUGGAAAGCAAUUGCUUCAGUGGCCAAUUUGUGAAUUGGAAAAACUUAGGUGCCAAAAAACGCAAUUACAUAACGUGAAGGUCCACAAAGGCGAAAUCAUCGAAAUCAAAGAAAUUACUGCAGUUCAGGCGGAUAUUGAUGUGAUAUUUAGUUUUUCGAGUUUGGAUAAAGCCGAGUGGUAUGAAGAAGAAUGGGGGGAGUUCCCACAACAUGAUCUUGGUAAAAGUAUUUGCGGAGUCAGGGGUGCAACCGUACAAGGUGGGCUCGGACCAUUUGGGUUCUUGACCCUCGCUUCACACAAGCUUGAAGAAUACACUCCGGUUUUCUUCAGAAUUUUCAAGAUUGCUGACAAUAAACAUAAAGUUCUCUUAUGUUCUGAUGCUACACCAUCGUCAUUGAACGAGAAGGAGUACAAGCCAUCCUUUGGAGGGUUUGUGGACGUUGAUUUAACAGAAAAGAAGCUUUCGCUUAGAAGUCUGAUUGACCAUUCAGUGGUAGAAAGCUUCGCAGAGGGCGGAAAGACAGCGAUCACGUCGAGAGUUUAUCCGACACUGGCAGUAUCGAAGAAUGUGCAUUUGCAUGUGUUUAACAAUGGCUUGGAGACGAUCACGAUUAAGAGAUUGAACGCUUGGUCGAUGAACACGGCUUAUAUGAACUAG
Molecule: messenger RNA, 1752 nt
Organism: Cynara cardunculus var. scolymus (artichoke)
Lineage: Eukaryota; Viridiplantae; Streptophyta; Magnoliopsida; Asterales; Asteraceae
Product: beta-fructofuranosidase, insoluble isoenzyme 3-like
Exons: 6
Coding region: 1-1752 (583 amino acids)
Biological process (GO): carbohydrate metabolic process
Molecular function (GO): hydrolase activity, hydrolyzing O-glycosyl compounds
Source: RefSeq, a predicted model, not a curated record